This is a messenger RNA of Beta vulgaris subsp. vulgaris (sugar beet), 1017 nucleotides long. RefSeq lists its product as uncharacterized. Lineage: Eukaryota; Viridiplantae; Streptophyta; Magnoliopsida; Caryophyllales; Amaranthaceae. The record is from RefSeq and is a predicted model, not a curated record. The transcript has a single exon. The coding region runs from base 1 to 1017 and encodes 338 amino acids.
AUGUUAGAGCAAUUUAUUCAUUGCUUCUUGAAACCUGUCAAUGGAGAUAGGGGUUUCUAUGUUACUUUCAUAUAUGCAUUCAAUGAAAGAGGGAGAAGAAUGAAGUUAUGGGAGGAGUUGAGAAUGAUCAUCAUGACAUCUGAUCCAUGGUUACUAUGUGGUGAUUUUAACUGUGUUAUGAAUACUGAAGAAAGAAUUGGGGCACCAGUUAGAGAGGCUGAAAUGGUAGACAUCAGAGCUUGUAUGAUACACUGUGGUUUACAGGAUAUUAAAGCAUCUGGUAACUUUUAUACUUGGAAUAACAAACAAGAGGGAGUACAUAGAGUAUUCUCUAAGAUUGACAGAAUGGUUGCAAACAAAUCAUGGUUAGAUGCUUAUCCUUCUGCAGAAGCAUCCUUUCAUAAUGAAGGUGAAUUUGAUCACACUCUUGUGAUGCUGACAAUACACCCUGGUCUUAGUGGAGGGAAAAACCCAUUCAAAUACUUUACCAUGUGGAGGUCUUCUCCUAAGUUUCUGGAGAUAAUUAGAAGGAAUUGGAGGGUAGAGGUCCAAGGGACCAGGAUGUUUCAAGUUUUGAAGAAGUUGAAAAAUAUUAAGGUGGACUUGAGAAGAUUGAACAAAGAAGGCUAUUCAGAUAUUCAGGCUGCAGAUGUGAAGGAAUAUAAUAUCAUGAUGGAGGCUCAACAAAGACUACAUGGCAAUCCGAGUAAUUUGGAAUACAUAGUAGAAGAACUGGAGUCUUCUCAGAGUUAUAAAAUCACACAUCAAGCUUAUGUGGAACUUCUUUCACAAAAAGUUAAGGCUAUGUGGAUCAAGGAUGGGGAUGAAAAUACAUCCUUGUUCCAUCAGAGUAUUAGAUCCAGGAAGCUACAUAAUCUGAUUUAUAGUAUAUAUGAUGAAAAUGGAAGCUGGUGUGACAAUCCAGGAUCAUGCUCUCAUUCUUUCUUGUCAUACUACCAGAAGCUACUUGGUGGCACUAUUGCAAGCAAAACACCAGUGAUUCAGCAAUUGGUGUAG